Molecule: messenger RNA, 7141 nt
Organism: Nothobranchius furzeri (turquoise killifish)
Lineage: Eukaryota; Metazoa; Chordata; Actinopteri; Cyprinodontiformes; Nothobranchiidae
Gene: pde9ac
Product: phosphodiesterase 9ac
Biological process (GO): cGMP catabolic process; signal transduction
Molecular function (GO): 3',5'-cyclic-GMP phosphodiesterase activity
Source: RefSeq, a predicted model, not a curated record
AAAUUUGAUUGUAAUUAUUCUGAAACUAAAAGGGAAAUAUCAUCAUAGCCUUUAAUUGUUUGUUUGUUUUGUAUGCAUGGCUUUACCUUUUUAUUUUGACCAAACUGACCAAAUAUUUUGGUUUCCAGCUGUUGUAACUGAACUAUGUAUGGGACUUUUUGAAAAUCAUAAAAGGGAAGGAAAUGUGAUCAUAGUUCAGGUGAUCAAUAUGCCUCAACCUGUCUCUUAGCUUGUGCAACUUUAUGCAAAUAUUUGUUUUCUUUUUCUAAAUCGACACUUCUACUUUUAAAAGAAGCAGUAACGUGUAGAGUGUUUUCACGUCUGUGUUUGUUGUCAAAUCCAGCUCUCGUGUUCCGUCACACCCCCUGAUCCCUCCUCACAUGCAUGUUGCUGCACGCAGGUUCCUGCCCUUCAAUCCUGCUCCCAGGUUUCCCUGCGCUGAAUAAACAACUGGGUCUGGCAGCGAAACAUUCUCGCUGGCAUGAUGACGAAAUCUUCUGUUUAGUGUCCACCGACGUGACUUCUGCCGUUUGCUCUUAUGAGAAACACUCUGAAGACUACAUUGCUGUAUUUCAGGAAAUCCUCACAAAGGGAUUGUAGCAUCACUUUAGUUACUCUAAGGUUUGAGAAGAUGGAUGAUGGAACACUUUGAGAUGGUGAUAUCUAUUGCUUUUGGUUUAGCUUAACUUAUUACAUUACAACACCUGCACACAUAGGAUAUCCUUGAUUAAUACACACCACACUGCUAUUUAAUCAAUACUCACACAUUGUGGUUUAAAUGUUUGAUUUGUGUAUUUAAAUUGGGUGUAAUUUGGAUUUUGUCCCAUUUCUCAUUCAUUAUCUCUCUUCUAGUGGCCUUUAGAGCCAGACCAUAACCUCGUAUCACCAGCUUUACUUCAGGAAAACCAUCAGAAACAACGUUUUGUUUCCCUGCAGCUAUUUAACCCGAUUUGUUUCUGCAAGUUUUUUUUUCUUUUCACCUCAUUUGCUCAAAUAACUGCACCAUCCAUGCACAUAUGCACCAAAGUAAUGACAGUUUAAUGAUGUGAUGUGUUUUAACUUGAAUGCAUUUUCUGGUACAUAACAAAGGACCAAAAGCAAAAGGAUGCACAGGUGCAUUCAGAUGUGAGGUGGCAAUGUAAAAAAGCAUGCAUAUAAAGUAGCCGGAUCCAUCGCUGUUAUCAGGAUAAUGUGUUCUCUUUUGGAGCUCCAGCUGGACGGUUGUUGUGAUGGAAAUCUGCAUGAUUUUACUGAUCUGCUUUUAUCCUGAAAUGUGUCUUCCAUUGCUGAAAGUGUGAGUCCUGUGGAUGCAUAACCUAAUCAGAUCUGCCUGGUUUGAUCUGUUUGCUGCUUUGUUCUGUUUCAAAUACCAUCCAUUCACUGGCACACAGGCUCAUGAAUACUCGUGCAACGCACAAACUCACAACUAGUGAUAAAUAAAAUGGAGACGGAUUGAUGAAAGUGGGUCAUUGGUAAUUGAAUUUGGAAAUUUCCUUUACAUUUCUGUGACGUCAAAUAUUAAAUGCUAGUCAGCGUCUGUCUGGUCAUGUUCCAACUUCCUUCCAGUGUGGCUGAAGAGCUAAAAGGGUCACUUAAUGAGACUCAAGGGAAGUGAAUCACGUGUGAAAGAGAAGGUGUGUUUGUCUACAUGCAGGUGUGUGAGGAGAAGAUGUCCUCUGGGGGGUCUCCAGGUCUAAUUAAUCACCCCUUGCUGCCUGAGUGAGCCUAGUCAAUAAUGUCCUUGUUAACACCAGCUACUUGGAGUGAAAUUCCCAGAAGAAAUGAGUAACUUUAUUAGUGAAUGUGUGCAAAAUCCCUCAUUUCUCAGUGCAUGCUUACAAAUCUGUUACACUUUAUUUUAGAACAUGUCGUAACUUUUAUUUGCAGUUUUCAUUUUAACAAUUUUUCAAAACAAUUAGCAAUCAUUUAUAAAAUUUCAGAUGUCACAUUUUGUUGCAGGUGUUAAAGUAAGAGUGUUUCUGAUUGAGGCUGCAUGUAGCUUUUUUCAAUAGCUGUGUUAUCUCACUUCUCUAUAACUUGGUUUGUAAAGGUUUCAUCACAAGUGUUUACUUAUAAAACAUCACUUCAAAAUAACACAAUGAUUUCAGUUUAAGACAGUGUGACCUCCCAACAUGAGAAAUGGGUUUGUAUUUUAGAAAAUAAAGGCAUUUGCACAUUUUCUAAAGAAUAAUUGUGAAUGUAACAGUGUGCAUACAGACAUUUUCUGGUUUUCUAAUCAAUCAAAAAUGUUUUUUUUAUUUUGAAUAUAUUCCUUUCAAACUGUGUUUUUGGCCUAAGUUCAUACGUGUCUAAUAAUUCAUUAAUUUAAUCUUUUCAAGUUUUAAUUUUCUAGCAAAAACUUGAAUUUAUAACAUUAAAUGAAAUCUGACAUGCAUGCAAACACAAGCUCACUGCUAAACCGUCCUGCUUCUUCAUUCAAGCUAUUUUUUCCCACUAAAACACCAUAAAGGAAAUAGUUUGUCAGCUUUUCAGGCAAAAGCCUCACACCAUUCAUCAUACUCAUCAUCACAGUUGUCCUUUUAGUCUCCAUAGUAACGGUCUCACGGAAACAAGCGCCACUUUCACCUUUCUCACAUGUCCUUCGUUAUCAGCCCCAUCACUCACACUCCUCCUCAUAUAGCUUACGUGUGUUUGUUUGUAUCUGAGCGUCUCUGCAUGUGUGGAAGCCGACCCCUCUGCACCUAGGACGCACCACAGGGUGAGAAAGCCACACCGUUGAUGCUAAGAUUAUCCAGUUUGCCUCUUCACAUUAAAAAAUUCUAAGGAAGAAACUCUCAAGAGACAGGAGGGAGGUCAGAAUGGGCUCCAGCUCCUCUUCUUAUGCUCCCAGAAACAUUUACCUGGAUGUGGACGGCAAAGUGCAAAAGGUGGUGUUCAGCCGGUUCUGUUGUCCAAGUGUCAUCAAGGAGCUUCUUUAUUCCUCAUCUAACAUUCCCAGAAGCACCGCGAUCAUGGUUGUGGAUCCAGAAGGUGCCAUGGUCUCUAUUGAUCCCACAAUGCCUACCAAUUCCCCCAGCUAUUUGUACAAAGUUGUCCCAUUGGCCUCUGUCCAACCUGAAGAGAAGGAAGGCAUGCUUCAGAAUGUGUUGUCCCAUGUGGCUGAGCAGUUCAGCAGAGCAUUUCACAUCAAUGAGAUGAAAACUGAGCUCACCAACAGGCUGACGAUGUUGGAAAAGAGAGUGGAACUAGAGGGUUUGAAAGUGGUGGAAAUUGAAAAGUGCAAAAAUGAUCUUAAGAAUCUUCGAGAGGAGAUGUCUUCAAGAGGUAGCAGCAGGUUUAACUGUUCGUGUAAAUACAACUUAGACGAUGGGAAGAAGGUCACACCCAGACGAGACGUCCCCAAUUAUCCAAAGUACACACUUUCUCAGGAGACCAUUGAAGCUCUGAAGAAGCCGACUUUUGAUGUUUGGCACUGGGAACACAACGAGAUGCUGAGCUGUCUAGAGUUUAUGUAUCAUGACUUGGGACUAGUAAAGGAAUUGAACAUGAACCCCAUCACUCUUAAACGCUGGCUGUUGGCUAUUCAGGAGAAUUACCGCAACAACCCUUUUCAUAAUUUUCGGCACUGCUUCUGUGUCAGUCAAAUGAUGUACGGCAUGAUUCACCUUUGCAACCUGAAGGAGAAGUUGACUCUGACAGAUUUGGUGAUCUUAAUGACAACUGCAGUAUGUCAUGACCUGGACCACCCUGGCUACAACAACACGUACCAAAUCAAUGCUCGCACAGAGCUGGCCGUGCGCUACAACGACAUCUCACCACUAGAGAAUCAUCACUGUGCCGUGGCAUUCCAGAUCAUUUCCCUUCCUGAGUGCAAUAUCUUUGCAAAUGUGAAUCCAGACACCUUCAAAAAUAUUCGACAAGCAAUUAUCACUCUCAUACUAGCCACAGAUAUGGCAAGGCAUGGUGAGAUCCUGGAGUGUUUUAAACAAAAAGUCAAAAAUUUUGACUUUUCCAAUGAGGAGCAUGUGAUAUGUCUGAAGAAAGUUCUGGUCAAAUGCUGUGACAUAUCUAAUGAAGUGAGGCCGACUGAGGUCGCCGAGCCUUGGGUGGAUUGCUUGCUGGAAGAGUACUUCAUGCAGAGUGACAGGGAGAAGUCUGAAGGUCUCCCUGUGGCUCCUUUCAUGGACAGAGAUAAAGUCACCAAACCCACAGCUCAGAUUGGAUUCAUCAAGUUUGUCCUUAUCCCGAUGUUUGAGACAGUCAUGGAGCUUUUUCCUCAGAUUGAAGAGAUUAUGGUUCAGCCUCUGAGAGACUCUCGUGACCACUAUGAGGAACUCAAACUGCUCGAAGACGCCAUGACAGAGGGGUCCUCUUUCAUGAUCAAAUUCGGGAAAGACUUGAAGAGUCAGUGAGGCCCCAGUGAAGACGUCCUGCGCCGCAAUCUGAGGAUGACAGUCGAAAGCAGGAGGGCAAAGAUGAAAGAGACUCAGCUCAGCUGCAUACUGAACUAAAAUUAGGUGACACAAGGGGCAGAUCUUGAACUUUGACUUAGACUUUAGCUCUGGAUGUUGAAAGGAGGUGUUGGAUCUUCUCCGUAUAUUUAUGGCACUUAAGCUGAGCUCUUUUCUUGUUUGUAUUUUUAAUGCAAAAGUGUGAAAAAGGCGUUUUUAAAAGCAUUAAUGUAAAGUAAUUACGUUCUUUUGCAAAUGUGAUUGCCUGAUAGACCAAAGUUUUACAAAACACGUCACCAAAACUAAAUCAAAGUUUUCCACAGUUUCCUAAACGGUAAAAUUAAUCAGCAAUAACGUUUAUUUAAUGUUGGGCAUGAAGAGAUGUUUCAUUUACACCUAUGUCUUUCUGUUCUACUGAGCAACAGCGGAGAGGGCACUUUACACUUCUGCCAAUGUGAUAGAAUAUUUAGAUCAUUUUGACCUUUUGACAUCCAGGCUAAGGCUAGAUGACUGAAAAGUGCAAUAGCAAAUGUGUCAAUCAAAUUUAGAUCAUGUGAAAUGAGUUAUUUUCUUACAAAACACACAUAUUUAUUGGAAAAUAUUUUCACUGAAGUCCUCAGGGGCUAGGCAGUGUCAGUUUUUCUCAGAUUUACACUAUAACAACCUUUAUUCACUGACUGCUGGAACUGCUUGUUAUGUUUUAUUAAUGCUACGUGUAAUUUUAGGGGUUUUAAGUAUUUUUCAAAAGAUGUCAAAUCUAGCAACCCAUGUGUGUUAGAAUCAACAUGUUCUUUGUUAUGUGUUAGAAAAGUGUCUCUUGCAGGCCUGAGCAUGGAAAAGAGUCUGCAAACAUUUCCUGUGUACUGGAAACUUGAUCCAAAUGAGCUCAUGGAGAGGGAAAGCGGUAGUUGUUUGACGUCCUUGAUUGUCAUUUUAGUAGAUCACAGGCUCUCUACAGUACCCAAUUAUCCGUGUUUCUGCUCACUCCUCGUGCAUGGUAUAAUCCAUUGCUACACCUUUUAAAGAAACAAUGUGUAGUUUUUACCAUUAAUCUCUGGAAAUAUCCAUUGUGGAAAUUGAAUAAAAUGAUGUCUAGUUGUUGAAAAAUAUUGUCAGCUUUGUACCGUAUAAUAAUAAAAAUUGGGUCUGAAGUUCAUAGGGGCACGGGCCAAGCAUCUUUGGGGGACACCAUAUUAGACGCCAUGUUUCCUUCUGGCCGGCUCAGGGUCCUCUGCCUGUCGAUGAGGUCACACUAUGAUUGGCUGGACGUAUGACUUACAGAAGUUACAUUACCACGCUCAAAAACAUUUAGGCAGUGUGAAACAGGAAUUUAAUAACAAACUGCUAAACUCUUUCCAAACAUAUGUGAAAGAACAGAAUCAAAAAAGAGAUGCAAUAUAUUUUGGCCAAGCGGUAUUGCCAUAGACAUAGACAUCAUUGGCAGGUGCAGGGCCCUGAGUAAAUCUAGAAAUUACAGCACCAGAAAAAUACAAUCAUCUAGAUGGAAUUCAUUAAUGGACCGUCAAAGUCUGAGGAGUCAUGCCGAGGCUGCAUGCUUUCUGCUCCACAGGUGACUAACAGUCACCCUGAAAGGUGUGACUGCCCCCUAGCACCAGGAAACUACACACUGCCACUUUAAGUUAAUAUUAUUACUGCAAGACUGCCUGAUGCCAACUUAUUUUGUUUUGUAUUUUAACUUGCACAGCUACUUUGACCUUUCAGGUCUCUCCCCCGAUCACUGUAGUUAAAGUUGAGGUUUAUCUUAUUCUGGGGAUGUGCAGCUGAUAGUCCCGCCUCCUCAUCUGCAUACAAUCAUAGUGUUUUCAAUUAUGAAAUAACCAAUUACUGCUAAAUGCGCUAGAAUAAGAACUGAUUCAACAACGACAACAAAAAGCAUCUGAGACACAUUUAUGUAAGUUUAGCAAUGGUGGACAUAGAGAGGGUGGGACUUAAACCUUGUACUGCAACCUGCCACUAGGAGUUGUUCAUUUGUCCCAGCUUCAAGUUCUGCAUGGAUAUCUAUGUGCAGGUGAUGGAAUAGCUUUAAGUGUUUUAUUUAGAUUAACAACCACAGAAAUUUAGCUGAUGAGUUUUUAAAAAUGCUUUAAAAGCAACUGAAAUACUUUACUGCUUAAUCCCGCAGUCCAUGCAGUCUUGUUAUUUUUAACUCCUGCUGGUCACUGAUUAGAGUUUAGUUACAACAUCUUUACCAAAAAAAAAGCUGGAAUCCAGUCAAAAUGUACAAAAAUGACACUGAUUAUUAACAUUAGUGCCACCCAAAUUUAUCACUUGUUGAAUCCAUUCCACAAAUUCCCUUUGAGCCAUUCAACUGUGGCGGUUUCUUCCAGCUAGUCCUUGGUUAUUUUAUGACUGCUUUUUAUUGACAGUGUGUUCUACUCCUCUCUCACGUCACCUGCAGGCUUCAUCUGACACCUACAGUACCAAACACCACCUGUGUAGCUCUGAGGAAAUCCCACUGCACGCUAACCUAGGAAUCAGCAAGGACUUACCUGAUACUUUAUGUUAUUCUUCUUCUGUUUACACUGAAAACAGAUCAAUGUUCAGCAGUUUCUAUUUAAUAUUUUUAAUAGUUCACCUGGAAGUGUUUUAUCUGAUAUGGUUUGUGUUGUUAAUCAUGUGACUUUGUGGCUGUUGAGAUGAAAGAUAACAGAAAACCCAUUUCAUAUUGAGUGUUUGAGCGUAAUUACCCAUCAUCUCUUCAGCAUAAC